CGUUCCAGAUGACGUAAUGACGCCGACGUGCAGCUACAGACUGCGGUAUCCAUGAUGUUUGUGGGAAGCUGUUUGGCGCGCGGUUGCUAUAUGUCUGACAAACAACGUCCUGGAGACGGUACCGUCUGAUUGGCUCGUCUGCACCUACUGGAGGGAUGUCUCGUGCUGAGAAAUCCCGCUCUGUGCUGGGGGUCGGGGCUCAGCCCCAAGAGUCUGUGGCCACAUUCCAACAGCAACAGGACCCCAAUGAAAGUGAGGAUGAUGUAGAACUAUGUAUCACUUUGGAUGAUCAGGAUUCUGAGGGGGAGGAGCAUGGGAGGAAGAGGAAGCUUGCAAAGGAAGAUGAAGAGCGGAAAGAAGAGGUGUGUGAUUUUGAUGAGACAUUGGACCAGGCGCUGGAGGAACGGGCCAAGCAGCACAACCUGACAGCUGUGAAUGUGCGCAACAUCCUGCAUGAGGUGAUCACCAAUGAGCAUGUGGUAGCCAUGAUGAAAGCGGCUAUAACUGACAGCGAUGAUGUGCCCCUCUUUGAGCCCAAAAUGACCCGCUCCAAAUUGAAGGAGGUGGUAGAGAAAGGAGUGGUCAUCCCAACAUGGAAUUUGUCCCCCAUCAAGAAAGUUACAGAGGUGAAAGUCCCCCAGUUUGUGGACAUUCCCCUGGAGGAGGACGAUUCAUCAGAUGAAGAGUAUCGACCUGAGGAGGGAGAGGAAGAUGAAACUGCGGAAGAGAGCCUGCUUGAGAGCGAUGUGGAGAGUACAGCUUCCUCGCCUCGGGGCCACAAACGCCCAAAGAUUCUGCACCUGCCUGAGCCAAUAUGGAUGGAAGAGGAGGAUGAAAGUGCAGACGGGCAGCAGGAGGCCUCUGAUACAACUGGAUUAGUCAGGCACGUCAGUGCUGAUGUGGUCCCUAUGGGGCCUCCGCCACCCCCAAACUCCAAGCCCACGCAGGACAGCACAUUUAUGGAGAAGCUACACGCUGUGGAUGAAGAGUUGACUUUCAGCCCCAUGUGCAUUGAUUCCUACCAGUCACUGGAUGAGAGCCUCAUUGCUUUCCGCACCCGCUCUAAGAGGCCCUUGAAGGACGUUCCUAUUGGGCAACUAGAGGCCAAGCUGAAGGCCCCAGACAUCACCCCCGAUAUGUAUGAACAGAACACCGCUGAUGAUAAUGAAUGGAAGAAGUGGCUGAUCAGCUUGAUGGAUAAUAAUGUUGGUAAUGAAGAUGAUGAUGAUGAUGAUGACCCAGAGUACAACAUCCUGGAGGAUCUGGAUGAACCCGAUACAGAAGAUCUCCGCAAUGACCGAGCUGUGAGGAUCACAAAGAAAGAAGUCAGCGAGCUGAUGGAGGAGCUCUUUGAAACGUUUCAGGAUGAAAUGGGCUUCUCCCAUGUGGACGAUGAAGGACCUGAUGAGGACAGUAACCAAGAAGCUCCGCCCAGUUUCAACACACCUCAAGCAAUCAGAUUUGAAGAGCCUCUUGCCAACCUACUCAAUGAGCAGCACCGCACAGUCAAGGCUCAGCUCGAGUAUCUGAGGCUGAGGAAAUCUCUCAUGAAGCCACAACCCCAGGGAACAGAAGAGUCUACACCCGCCCCAGAGGAACCCAAAGCUCCUCCCCCUGCCAAGGCUGCUCCAGUCAUGUUCCUUGAUGUGUCACAGAGGCAGAGAUUGCAGCAGCAAAUGCAACAGCACGUCCAGCUUCUGACCCAGAUGAACCUUCUGACCUGCCACAACCAGCAGCUGAGCCAGCCAGCGGAGCUCUCUCACAUGUUUCUGAUGGAACUUUCCAGUUUUGCAGAGAGGUCUACGAUGCACCGUCGCAUGACUAACCCACAGUUCCAGAGCACCUUCCAAACCUGGAACCUUAACCAGGCUCUGCAGCUGCUCCAUGACUUUCACCAGCAGGUCCCUGAAGAGGGGGGCCCACCCGAGCCCCUGAAAAAGAAUGCUAGUGAGGUUACCAGCCUACCCAAGCACGUGGCAUGGAUCAUGGCUACCCGUCCCCUCUUUAUGUACCCAGAGCUGCUGCCCAUCUGUGCCCUGAAGGAGAAAGGACCUCGGGACAGAGUGUACUUCACAAAGGCUGAGGACAAUUUGUUGGCUUUGGGCCUGAAGCAUUUUGAGGGGACAGACUAUUAUAAGCCCCUGAUCAGCAAGUACCUAGUGACGGCCAAGAGUGCCCAGCAGCUGACUGUGCGCAUAAAGAACCUGACCAUGAAGAAGACUGCGGAUAAUAUCAUAAAGUUCUACAAGAGGACUAAGCUGCUGCCAGUAAUGUUCAAAUUGUGUGAUGAUGUCCAAUGGCGGGAUGCCAAAGCCCCGGUGGAGAGGGAGAAACACCGGCUGCCAUUUUGGCUCAAGGCUAACCUGAGCAGCAUCGAGGAAGAGUUUGGGAAGUACAAAAAGGAGGUGCAGAAGUUCCCCCUAAUGAUACCUCCAGGCCUGCAGCUUAACCUGAAGCCCCUCCCUCCGCGCUUUCUGCACAGAACUUGGCGACAGAAGAGACCCUCCAUUCUAAAGCCCCUUCUCAUCCGGCCCAAUAGCAGCAGCACAAACUCCCUUCCCAAAACGGUGACCAAAGUCUCAGGCCAAGACCCGUUCCCUAUUGGUUUAUACAAUAGGGUGCCCGGUAUGGCGGCGCCUGCUGUGCAGGGAGUUCUGGGAAUACGCCACAAUGUGCCAGCGGGGUGUAAAUCCCAAGAAGUACGGCCCCCCUCUCUCUGUGCUCCCAGACCCCGUGGUAUAAACCCUACGUCUGUUGCCCCCAUUCCUAUCGCCCCGGCCAAAGUGCUGCAACCUGCAAUGUUGACCCAAAGAGCUGGGAGACUCCUGGGUGACAUGUCCAAAAGAAGGGGUGCAGUCCAGAGCCCUGCCAUUAACUCUGCCCCCCUUGUUCAUUCCACCCCUGUUAUUUUUGCCGUACCCAGUACCACUAUAAAGCUGCUGAGUCUUGGGGCUCCAUGUGGUGUGAUCCAGCCAAUGAGCAGCAGCACAGGACUUCCAAUCACCACGUUACUGCUUAACCCCCCAACAAUCCCUCUGAGCCAGACCAUCGUCCCCUCCCCCCUCAACCUGACCCACCCCCCUGAGCCCGAAAGCCUUGCCGGGGGCCAUGUCCACACAAUACGGGGGGCAGUGCAAGGACAAGAUCAUGAGUGGGACUGUGUCUCCAUUACUAUAAAGGUGAAGGGGGAGGGGAGCCUGGGCCCCGGGGGGCAGGGAGACUGUGGGGGAGAAGGGACUUCAGCAGAAAAUGAUAUAAAAGAGAAGGAAGUCUCUUCUUGCUGCCCACACAAAAAGCCCCCCGACAAGAAAAACUGCCCUUUUUAUCUAAGAGAAGUUCCAGUGUUCCCCGCUUCUGAGUGUGACCCCCUAGAAACUGAGCAACAACGGGGGGCUGAGACUUGUGAAAAUGGUUCUGGACUGUGUGAGCAGCAGGUUGGGCCCCCAGAGGAGGGCUAUGGGACUGUAGGGAAAGGAUCUGGAGCCCCGGAGCCUUCAGGGUUCUCUGCAGGUCAGAGGUACAGGGGCCCCACUGUGGGUGAAGAAGAGCAGGAUGGGAAUAGAUUCAGAACUUCUCUUGCACCUCAGCAGGAGGCCGAAGAGGAUGGGGGCAAUGACACCCACAAUCCCCACCCUCCAGACUCUCCUAAAAAUACUUCCUCAUCCAGUAAUGGAGACACGGACAUGAGCAGCCCGGCCGGGACACCGCACACAUCUUCCAGGCCCCCUAAAAGUGGCAACGACGAUGGUGAUGAAGACUCUGGUGACCUGACGCAGGAUGAGGAAGAAGAAGAAAUUUCAUCAGCCUCUGGGGAGUCUGUUCUGUCUGUGCCUGAGUUACAGGAGACCAUGGAGAAGCUGACGUGGCUGGCAUCAGAGAGGCAACUGAGUCAGGAGGAAGACUCAGAGGAGAACUCGGAGGAAGACUCAGAGGAGGAGGAAGAAGGCGUUGAGGAAGAAAUGACAGAUGAAGUGACUGAAGGGGGCACAGAAAAUGCCCAGAGUCCCUUAUGCCCCCCAUUAGCGACUCCUGUGCCAACGAGUGCAGUUCCUGCAGGUAAGAGGCGCAGAGGUGGCACAAGGGGCCCCGGGUCUCACAAGGUCCGAAGGGGACAAGCUCGAACCAGCAAAGAUGCCUCCAAAUUGCUUUAUGAUGAGAACAUCCUGGCCAAGGAUCCGCUCAGGGAGCAGAAGGACAUGGCGUUUGCCCAGUCAUAUCUCAACAGGGUGCGGGAGGCGCUACAGUUGGUGCCGGGGAAGUACGAGGAGUUCCUGCAGCUCAUUUACCGGUUUGAGACGAGGCAAGAGAGGACGGCCGUGGAUCUGUACGAGAGGCUCCGAGCGCUCCUCAGGGACUGGCCACAGCUCGUCAGGGAUUUUGCCGCUUUCCUUCUCCCUGAGGAAGCCCUGGAGUGCGGGUUGUUCGAGGAGCAGCAGGCAUUCGACAAGAGCCGCAAGUUCCUCCGCCAACUGGAAAUCUGUUUCAUGGAAAAUUCUGUGCAGCAUCAGAAGAUUAUCAGACUGCUUCAAAGUUGUGCUGAGUGCCCCCUACAGGAAAUAGCCCAGCUAAAGGAGCAGAUGUGGCAGUUGCUGAGGGGCCACAAUCAUCUCCAGGAUGAAUUCUCUCUGUUCUUUGAUCAUCUGAGGCCGCCGGAGAGUCGCCUGGGGGAGAUUGAGGUCAUGAGCUGGACAGAAGAGAAAGACUAUAAGUUGGAUGGGUAUGAAGAGGUGAUUCUACCAGAAACGGAAGAGCAGGGCAAGGCUGUGCCCCGGGGCAAGAGAAAGAAGGAUGUGCACCAAGACAAAGAAGUGGAGUGGCAGGAGGGUGGCGGGAAGGAGUGCCCAUGUUUGUGCCAGGACAGCAGUGCAGUGCAGCAGAUGAAGCGGAGCAAGAGGAGGCUGUGCAGCCAGUGCAACUCUAAGGUGUAUGAAAGCCGUGCCCAACGCACCAGAGACCCCCCUGAGGCGACAGUAGUUGGGCCGCCCCAAUCUCUGCGGCAGGGAUCCAGUAUGAAGGAAGUGGGUGAGUGUUACCAUGGAAAUGUGUCACUUACCCCCAGUGACCUAGUCAGUGUAUCAUGGGAGUCCAACACUAAGUACUGUUGUCUCUCAGCUCCUGGCGAGGGCGCUCUCCCACCGAGGGACAUGGAGGACAGACUUUGUGCAGAGCCACCUGUAGGCCGGAGGGGCAGCAGUGAUGUCAUCGGGGCAGAUAGUAACAAAACUCGUGCCCCCACUCAGCGAGGCUGCUCAGCACCAGACACUUCCCUUGGCAAUGCCAGACUUUGUACCAGAGACUCUCCCCGCACCUCCGCUCCUCUGAGGAGCAGCCGCAGAUCUCUGUGCAUGAAGGACCCUGAUCAGGCCCCCAAUAAACUGCCCAAUAACAUUGCACCCUCCCUGGGGCUGAACCCUGCACUACCCAGUGCCAGUGAGGGGAGCACAGUCUCAACCGAAAGCUCCACCUCUGUUCCUUAUCCCGACACGCUAAGUGUGAACAUCUGCAAGAAAAGUCCUCCCGACCUCGAGGAACAAACCUCAACCAUGUGCGCCAAGAACAUCAAAGUCAGCUCCAGCGGAGAGAAGGUCGUUCUCUGGACCAGGGAGGCUGAUCGAGUGAUCCUCACUAUGUGCAAGGAGCGGGGGGCGUGGCCAGAGACGUUUGGUGCAAUUUCCAGGCUCCUGGGAAACAAGAGUGCGGAAGAGGUGUCGUGGCGCUUCCAGGAACUGGUGCUGCUCUUCCAGACGGCCUGUGUUACCAGCUCUGAUGAAGAGGAGGAAACAGGAAGUGCCACAGAAAUGCUGUCUGAGCAGGAAGUGGAAGGCGGGGACUAAGCCAAUAAUUACCUUUAUUUUGAAAGGAAGGACUUUGGGUGCAGCCGCGGGAUCGGACCUGUGUGUAUAGUGGGGGGGGGGGUAGGAAAAUACUUUGCAUUAAAUGCGUUCUGCUGCA
Molecule: messenger RNA, 5952 nt
Organism: Xenopus laevis (African clawed frog)
Lineage: Eukaryota; Metazoa; Chordata; Amphibia; Anura; Pipidae
Gene: gon4l.L
Product: gon-4-like L homeolog
Exons: 30
Coding region: 156-5834 (1892 amino acids)
Source: RefSeq, a predicted model, not a curated record